Messenger RNA from Phoenix dactylifera (date palm), 1029 nucleotides. Its product is annotated as CASP-like protein 3A1. Lineage: Eukaryota; Viridiplantae; Streptophyta; Magnoliopsida; Arecales; Arecaceae. The record is from RefSeq and is a predicted model, not a curated record.
GUCUCCUCUCCAUUAGCCUCCAGGAACUAGAGUGAGAGAACUAGAGUGAGAGGGAGGGAGAUAUGGACGGGGCGGGCAAAGGGCGGAAGGCGCUGGCGGAGGUGGGGAUCCAGAUGCCGGAGGCGGCGAAGGUGGCAGUGGCGGUAGACUCGGGAACAAUGAGCGGGCCGCUGGUGCCUGUGACAGGAAGGCCGGACGGCGCCGCCGCUGCCGGGAGGCGGUGGGACAUUGCCGGAGCGGCGAUGCGGGCGGCAACGGUCGUCUCGUCGCUUUUGGCUUUGGCGCUGAUGGUCUCGGCGGAGCAGCGUGGGGAGCUCUCGCUCUUCGGCUUCCAGCUCCCGCUCCACUCCAAGUGGUCGUUCUCCGACUCCCUCGAGUAUCUGGUGGGGAUCUCGGCGGCGGUGGCGGCGCAUUCGCUGCUGCAGCUACUAUUGAGCGUGAGGAAGCUGGUGAAGAAGGCGCCUGUCAUCCCGUCCCGUCGUCACGGCUGGGUUAUAUUUGCUGGCGAUCAGGUCCUUCUCUUCAUGACUUGCAGAAGCUCAUGUCCCUCCCAUCCUUUCUCAUUUAAAAUAAAGAACGUCCCCGGCAGCAAUCACAUCAGCAGGCUUGGCAUCCUCUCUAUUGUGGGCUUAUGGGUAAAUAAAAGGCUUUUGCAUAUGCUAUGAUGAGCGCGGGCUCAGCUGCAGCUGGGAUAACCAACUUAAACCGCACAGGGAUCCGGCACACUGCACUUCCAGACUUCUGCAAGCCUCUGCAUCGGUUCUGUGACCGCAUGGCUAUCUCAAUUACAUUUGCUUUUCUUAGCUGCCUCCUCUUAGCUACUUCUGCAAUUCUCGAUGUGCUUUGGUUAUCUAAGUACUGAGUGCUUUAAAACCCCACUUGCCGCCAUACCUGUGUUCCAUGUAAAGAUCAGCUAAAUUUUAGAGUAUAUUGGAUCUUUUGGUCAGAAUGGAUGAUCUAAAAUAUCGAGACUUGCACUUGUAUGUGAUUGUGUUACCAGGUUAUCAAAAUCUUUUGGUUUGAAAUUUA